GCUCGGCUCUCCUCCGCGGUGUUCGUUGCGUGUAGGCGACGCCGCUGCGCUUUUGGCGUAAAACUACCAGAAGAAGAAGAAGAAAGGUGCAGGAUAGUAAAAAAGUUCAGGCUCAGUUGAUGGAGUUCAAAAGUUUCUUCAGUCCGCUCACCAUGGAGAGGAACGCGCCCUUCGCUCACUGGGAAGGUUUCCUGUGGUCGGAGAGGAUUACUGACUUCAGUAAGGAGAGGGAACACCACUGCAGGGUAUGAAGCUUGUGGCGGAGAUUCUACUGCACACGCCCGCGGAUGGUCCCGAGACAUUUCCUCCAUCACCCUCCCACUUCAUUGAUGAGUGUGUGGUGUGUGAGCCCAGGUGGGCGGAUAGGUCACUACCCUCUUCCUUUCUAAAAGAAACAAUGUCACUUUGAUAAAAAAACAAACAUCCAGUGCUCAGUCACUGCGACUGAUGAGGACCAAAGAUUCCCCCGGACCAAGAGUUUAUCCCCACUCUGAAUCCUCCACUAUUCAGCAGUUCACGUCGCCAUUGGAAGAAACCCAAUGUCUGCCUCCUCUCCCCCGUCCUUACCUCGAGCCUACCUCCACUCUCUCCAACCGCACCACCCGCCCUCGUCGCCUGGACCGCUCUACACGCGGCUGUCCAACGGCAGCCACAGCGCCCCGAGCCCCACCAACUCCCGCAGCUCCUUCCACGGAGUGUCCUUCCUGCUGCAGAUCGGACUGACCAGAGAGACGGUCAACCUGGAGGCCAGUGACCUGUCGCUGUCCGCCGUGAAGGACCUGGUGUGCUCCAUAGUGGACCAGAAGUUCCCCGAGUGUGGCUUCUUUGGCAUGUAUGACAAGAUCCUGCUGUUCCGCCAUGACCUGAGCGACGAGAACAUCCUGCAGAGGCUGACCUGUGCAGAAGACAUUCAUGAAGGAGACCUCAUCGAGGUGGUGCUCUCUGCUCAAGCGACAGUUGAAGACUUCCAGAUCCGACCCCAUGCCCUUUUUGUCCACUCCUACAAGGCCCCCACCUUCUGCGAUUACUGCGGGGAGAUGCUCUGGGGUCUGGUGCGGCAGGGGCUCAAAUGUGAAGGAUGUGGGCUGAACUACCACAAGCGCUGUGCCUUCAAGAUCCCAAAUAACUGCACCGGUGUGAGGAAGAGGCGACUGUCCAAUGUCUCCCUGCCCACACCGUCCCUCUCUGUCCCCCGACCGGCACCUGCUGAGAAUGCCGUCGUCAUCCUGGAUGAGCAGCAGAGGUCCCAUCAGGAGGCGGGGAAGCGGAUCCUGUCCUGGAGCGGCAGGCCGAUCUGGAUGGAGAAGUUGGUGCUGGGGCGGGUCAAGGUGCCGCACACCUUCGCCAUACACACCUACACGCGGCCGACGAUCUGCCAGUACUGCAAGCGUCUGCUCAAGGGGCUCUUCCGCCAGGGCAUGCAGUGUAAAGAUUGCAGAUUCAACUGCCACAAACGAUGUGCUUCGAAGGUGCCAAGAGACUGUUUAGGAGAGGUGGACUUCAAUGGAGAGCCGGCCAGCCCCGGCCCGGAUUCAGACACGACCAUGGACACGAUGGAGGUGGACAGUAGUGACAUGGAGGGCGGCAGAGGACUGGACGACCCAGAGGAACCCUCGACACCAGAGGAGAGGAUGUUCGACAUGGACUCUCCCUUCUUGGAUAGAGAGAAAGAUGAAGAGCCCAUCAAGAUGAUUAGUCCUUCCACCAGCAGCAACAUCCCUCUCAUGCGGGUGGUCCAGUCCAUCAAACACACCAAGAGGCGGAGCACCACUGUAGUGAAGGAGGGCUGGAUGGUACAUUAUACGAGCAGGGACAACCUGAGGAAGAGACACUUCUGGAGGCUGGAAGGCAAGAGUCUGAGUCUCUUCCAGAACGACACUGGAGCCAAGUUCUACAAAGAAAUCCCUCUGUCCGAGAUCCUCCAGGUUGAGCAGUCCAGAGACUACAGCAGUCUGGCCCAGGGCAGCAACCCUCACUGCUUCGAGGUCAUCACAGGCACCAUGGUGUACUACGUGGGAGAGAACAACGGCAGCCACUACCACAGCCCAGCUUUGGCUGCCUCGGGGGUGGGCAUGGAGGUGGCCCAGGGCUGGGAGAAGGCCAUCAGACAGGCCCUGAUGCCCGUCACCCCCCAGUCCAGUGUGGCCAGUGGUGCCGGACAGGGAAAAGAUCACAAAGAGUUGUCCAUCAGCAUAUCUGUGUCCAACUGCCAGAUCCAGGAGAAUGUGGACAUCGCCUCGGUGUACCAAAUAUUUUCUGAUGAGGUGCUGGGGUCAGGCCAGUUCGGCAUCGUGUAUGGAGGCAAACACAGAAAGAGCGGCAGAGAUGUGGCCAUUAAAGUCAUCGACAAGAUGAGGUUUCCCACCAAGCAGGAGAGCCAGCUCAGGAACGAGGUGGCCAUAUUACAGAAUCUGCACCACCCAGGUAUCGUCAACCUGGAGUGCAUGUUCGAGACGCCAGAGCGGGUCUUUGUUGUCAUGGAGAAGCUGCACGGCGACAUGCUGGAGAUGAUCCUGUCCAGCGAGAAGAGCAAGCUGCCCGAACGCAUCACCAAGUUCCUGGUCACACAGAUCCUGGUGGCCUUGAGACAUCUGCACUUCAAAAACAUUGUUCACUGUGACUUGAAGCCUGAGAAUGUACUACUGGCUUCUGCAGAGCCCUUUCCUCAGGUGAAGCUUUGCGACUUUGGCUUCGCCCGCAUCAUCGGCGAGAAGUCGUUCCGGCGCUCUGUGGUGGGCACGCCGGCGUACCUGGCCCCAGAGGUGCUGCGCAGCAAAGGCUACAACCGCUCCUUGGACAUGUGGUCGGUGGGGGUCAUCGUGUACGUCAGCUUGAGCGGGACGUUCCCUUUCAACGAGGAGGAGGACAUUAACGAUCAGAUCCAGAACGCUGCCUUCAUGUACCCGCCUACGCCCUGGAAGGAUAUCUCCCCCGAAGCCACAGAUCUGAUCAACAAUCUUCUCCAGGUCAAAAUGAGGAAGAGGUACAGCGUGGACAAGUGUCUCAGCCAUCCCUGGUUACAGGACUAUCAGACGUGGCUGGACCUCAGGGAGUUUGAGACGCGACGGGGCGAACGCUACAUCACCCACGAGAGCGACGACGCCCGCUGGGAGGAGUACUCCGACGAGCAGAGCCUCCUUUACCCCAAACACUUCAUCAUGGCUCCCAACCUGGACGACAUGGAAGAAGACCCCUAGGGGCUCGGAGGACUUACUACACAGCAUGUGUCAAAGUAGAAAGGCUUGUCACAGGGACUUUAUUUGCAUGAAGCUUUUGGGAGCGCUGGAUUUCCCCUCCUGGACUGUUUGUUGUGGAAACAGAGAGGAGCCAAUCAGACGGAGAGUUCCGCUCCGCAGGCUUUAAAAGUUGGGAAAACCCCGAAAUCGUAGCUCGAUGCUCCGCUACAAGAAGCAGGCGGGUGGAGACGCAGGCCACAGAGACGCAUUAAACAAAAGGAGAGAAAGAUGUUCUCUCCUUUUUGCACAACAUCAAAACAUUCCAUGGAUUUUUUUCUCCAAAAGCCAAAAUAUGCAAAGGUGAACGUUUAGUGAGUGUACAUAGGAUUUAGAUGAAUUUUGAGUAAGGGCAUGGCUCUUAUGUUCUGUAUGUGACAGACGAGUUCAGAGAGAGAUCUUACCCCGGGAGAAAAGGGCACUUUUCACAAGGGAUUUAAAGCCUGAGAAUCAAACGCGCUCGGGUCGGCUCCCGCGUACGAGCUGUUUGUGAGACUGUCCUUCGGCAUGAAACUGGAACUAUCACAUGUAUUUGUAUGUUGUUUGUUUUUUUAAUGUAUUUAGUAAAUGUGGUAGGUUUUUGCACUAUCUUACCACGGAGGAUAGCAAAUGAAUAGGAAACACUAUUCGCUGCUACGGAGAUGGAACGACUUUCCGGGUCGAGGUGCAAAGAGUCAAAGAAAGUUGAUGCAGCUCACACAGCAUCGGCCCCCGUGUACAUCCCAUCAGGUGUUUUCAUCAUAACAUCCAGAUCUGUUUUUAGUGUGUACGUUUUAUCAACUUUCCUGACCCUGACCAAUCAUGUUCACAGAAGCUGUUCGUUUUCAAACUAUUUAUCUUAAUCAGUAUUGUUGAUUUUAAGUUUUACAGGACUAGUAACCCUGAAGUCAAAUGGAGCCAACUCCUCUGUUCUACAUGAGGUUCAAAUCAACGGUAUGUUGGAGCUUCAUGUUUCUGUGCCACCGCUCCCUGUACUCAUGCAGUAUUUCUGAAUGUGACCCUAGAUACUGAACUACAGUGUGUCCAGAAAGUUUGCAUAUCCCCUCUGCUCCCCCCUUUUCUUUUGUUGCAGCUAUAAGAUAAGAUAAGGUUUGAUAAAAUAAGAUAAACUUUGUUAUACUUGAGAAAUCCACUUGUUUUAGCAGCUUUAAGUCAGAAUGAGGUGAACAACAGAAUAAAAUAGGCAACAAAUAUUUUUUAAAUAUUUUGAAUGCUAAAAUUAUUUAAAUUUAAAAUGUCAUCAUCAUAUCAUUCUACUCUCAACACCCACAAUACCAAAGCAAAGCAGAGCUCUAUACAUGUAAUACAUAACUUAAUAGAGUGCAUACCUCAACAGUCGCCUUGUUUAGAUCUGAACCAUAUUUCACACACUACAGUACAUAAAAGAAAUGUAAUCAAGAUUCACAAUUUCUUCCUGAGAAAUCCAGGGAAAUGUGGAAGAUCUCACAAUGUUAAAGAAAGUUAACACACACAUGUUGAUCCAGAGCUGCACCAAAAUGGAAUAGGUUCCUCUUUGAGCCGUGUCCCACCCCUCCACUAGAUUUUGUGGAAAUUGGUUCUGUCGAUUUUGCAUAAUCCUGUUAGCUAACAAACAAAUGAAGACAAAAACAUAACCUCCUUGGAUGAGGUGAUAAAUAAGAAAAUCAGUGAAGUGAUCUGAAUACUUUCUGAACGUACUGUAUGUGUUUUGUCUGAAGCGUUGCAUCGCCGCACAUCAUCUAAGUUUUCACAUAGAACAGGAUAUUGGUGUCAAUUGUCUUGUUUAUUAUUAUGUCUGGAGCAUUUUCACAGCCCCCCCCCCCCCUGUCUAGACAGCAGACAUGGUAGAAAGUUCAGUAUGAGUACAGUUCGGUUCACAUGGGAGUUUAUAGUGCUACAGUUUUACAGUUUGCUUUAUUGGCGUGUUUUGGGAGUACAUUCCUCUUUCCUGUUGUCCUUCUCCCUGUCUUCGUUGCCGCUGGAUUGGCAGGUGUCAGUGUUUUGUAUAUUUCAGUUCAUACCAAUGGAAUA
Molecule: messenger RNA, 5243 nt
Organism: Limanda limanda (common dab)
Lineage: Eukaryota; Metazoa; Chordata; Actinopteri; Pleuronectiformes; Pleuronectidae
Gene: prkd3
Product: protein kinase D3
Exons: 19
Coding region: 540-3197 (885 amino acids)
Biological process (GO): protein phosphorylation
Molecular function (GO): protein serine/threonine kinase activity; ATP binding
Source: RefSeq, a predicted model, not a curated record